AAGAGAAUGCCUGGAAGAUUGGUCUAGCAGGCUUCCUUUUUCCAAGCGCUGUUACCUCAAGCCUCGUCUACCCGCUAGCCCGAUCCAUUCCAGGACUCACAGGAGGGAUACUCUUUCUUUUCUUUACUACAUUUUCUUUAUCCUUCACUUAUUUUCCUACCGUGGCUGAGGCCUUGGAUGAACUCAACCUCAUGACUUCCGAGUUAGGGCAACUCGCCUUGUCUUCUGCCAUGCUCAACGAUGUGAUGCAAUGGUUCUUCAUGGCAAUACGUUACAUAUACAGCCACGGAAUCGAGGCCUUGGUUUCCUUUGUUGGCAUUGCUGUCCUUCACUAUCUAUGUCAUACGGCCGACUAUACUUUCAAUUAUCAAGAAAAUACCCAAAGGAAAAGAAGUGAGUGAAAGUUAUGUGGUUGCAAUACAACUUGGAGUUCUAGUCAUGGCAUUUAUCACCGACGCCUUAGGCACAAAGCCUACUACGGGUGCUAUAAUUCUAGGGUUAGUCAUACCAAAUCGACCACCUCUUGGUACAGCAUUGAUAAAAAAGACAGAAUUCAUGGUCUCCGAAUUUCUUCUCCCGGUGUUCUUCUUUUGUGCAGGCCUCAGUGUGAAUGUGUAUUCGAUUCACGAUUGGGAAAGUUUCAGCAAACUUCAAGUCUUGAUUGUUGAAUCCUAUGUCACAAAAUUUUUGGGAGUUACAUUGGCUGCAAUGUGCUGCAAAAUUAAGUUCAAACAUAGUCUGUUGCUCAGCAUGAUCAUGAGCAUCAAGGGUUUAAUAGAACCUUCCAUUUACAGUCGCUGGAGGGUCCUUAAGUUGCAGCAAAUGGAUCAACAAUCUUAUACUCAAAUCAUCUUGUCUUCGCUGGGUCUGACCAUGGCCAUAGCACCAUUUAUACGAUUCUCGUGCAUACUUCAUGUACACCUCAGACAAUCAAGUAGCAUACACGACUGCAUUAGAAAUAUUCAAUCAUUACUGGCAAGCAACUCGGAAACAUUUCAAAUCCUUCGCUGUGUCCACAACGAAGAAAGUGUACGCAACAUGAUCACCCUCCUAGAGGCGUCAAACCCAACAGAAGCAAGCCCGAUUUGUGCCUACAUUUUCCAUGCAGUCGAGCUCACUGUCAGCGCAGCACCACUACUAGUCCGUCACACGAAACAGAAGAAGAAAUUUACAAACACAAGUGUACCCACGAAUGUUCAUAUAAUGCGAGCCUUUGAGAAUUACUCGAAAAAUUCGAAAGGGCCGGUUGUAAUUGAAGCCUUCACUAUGACCGCCCCCUAUAUAAGCAUGCAUGAGACGAUUUGCCAUGAAGCCAAUGACAAGAAAGUUCCUCUAAUUAUCAUACCAUUCCAUGAAAACCACAAGGAUGUGAUUGCUCCCAACUGUCCGACUAAGGCAAUACGCCAGUUCAACAUUAACGUACAAUCAUAUGCUCCAUGUACAGUUGGGAUACUAGUUGAUAGAAGCCUGUCUUGUCGGCUGAGCUUGAAUCACUUCUCUUACAAUGUUGCGGUGUUUUUCAUUGGCGGGCCUGAUGAUCGCGAGGCAUUAGCUUACUCAGCACGCAUGCCGGGUAAUACCAAAGUUUCCAUCUCGGUGUUCAGGUUUACUUUGGCGGAGACAGUAAUAGAAGAAGAGCAGCUGAAAGAAACGAAGCUCGACCAGGCUUUGGUUGACGAGUUUAAGCUAAGCAACAUUGGGAAUGAUCACUUGAAUUGGCAUGAAAUGGAGGUGGCUGACGGCGUGCAGCUUAUGGAUGCCAUUAGGCAGUCACAUGGCGAUUACGACCUUGUGAUGGUGGGACGGAGACACUUGGAAAUGUCACCAAGGAAUGAAGAAACGGUAGAUUUUAUGGAGAACGCGGAGCUGGGAGCGAUCGGCGACAUGCUUGCUUCCUCAGAUUUUUGUGGUGGAAUGGUAAAUGUGUUGGUGAUGCAAGAAAGUAGGGAAUUCGUACUUCGAACCGCUUUGAUGAAAAAUUUAACGAGGUAUUAUAAGUUGACAUACAUUGCAAAACCAGCUUGCAGGGGACAAACUAGCUAGUCACUUGAUAGAGUGGGUUUCGCAGGAUCUAUAGGAUGCGAAGACCUCAAGUACUACUUAGACCAUAGGCUAGCUAGCUUAGGAGAAUCAAAUAUCGGCCAGCUAGUAAAUUUUCAAUUUUAGUGUAAUUUUGCAGACUUUGGAUUUUGAUGAUGAAUAUUCCAAGCCAUAAGUUUUGCGCUAUGCCUUCUAAAUUCAGGAAAAGAAAGUGUCAUUAAAUAAAAUACUAAAAACUCCAGUUUCAUUUUUAUUAUUGAAACUUUCAUUUUCCUAAA
This is a messenger RNA of Malus domestica (apple), 2318 nucleotides long. Lineage: Eukaryota; Viridiplantae; Streptophyta; Magnoliopsida; Rosales; Rosaceae. The record is from RefSeq and is a predicted model, not a curated record.